CGGGAAAUUGUUCUGUCCACGAUCGGUUUUGUUUUGUGCAGAAAACUGGAAUUCCGAGUUCAGACAGCAAAACUGCGAAGGGCCACCAACCAUCUUCAUUCCAGUGCCUUCUUCUCUCUCUCUCUCUCUCUCUCGCGGGGUCGCUUUCCCAAAUUUUGGGUUUCUGCUCGUCUUCUUCAAAAUGAGCAUCAACCAAUUCGCUAUGGUGGAGGAAUUGGCUUUCCUGGUGAAGGACAACCUUCCCUGCAAGCAUCUUGUCCUCUCUGUGGAGGAGGCUUUGGUGAAUUUCCUUCAGGAUGACUCCAGAUUGUGGGAAAAAUUUCUUAGAUUAUUGUCUUUGCAGUGGAGAUGAGAUUCUGGAAUUGGAACCGAUGAACUCCUACAACCGUCUUCUUCUUCAUCGGCUGGCUGAUAUAUUUGGGUUUGCCCAUGAAUCCGUGGGUGAAGGAGAUGACCGGCAUUUGAUCUUGGAGCGUUGCCCUGAAACAUCAAUACCUUCCAUUCUUGUUAGUGAUAUCUUAUGGCAGUGUGAUGAACCUCAACCUCUGCCAUCAUCGUACCAGAUACUGAGGAGAAAAGAUGCUCCAACUGUGUUGAUAACAGAUGUCCCAUCUUCUCAAGAUACAUUCAAGGACAGAGAAGCUGCUUAUCUUGCUGCUCGUGAACGAAUUUUUGCCUUUGAUGCGGAAGAGAGAAGAGAACCCGUGACGCAGCGACCACGAAAUGUUCCUGUAGUGGCUCGUCGUAUGAUUGCACAUGCCCUUGGCCAAAAGAUAGGUGCUACCGACCAUGAUGCUAGCAUAAAGGAUAGUGAAGGGAAUGACGUAGGCACUAACGGAUUCAAUGUGCCAGAAGAUGAUAAGUUCCACCCCAAUUCAAGCUUAGAAGCUAAUGAAGAAGCUAAUUAUACUCAGGGAUCAGGCCUAAAUCUGUCCGAUAAGGCAAAGGGUGAGAAGCACGAUGUCUCUGCAACUCUUACUGGGAGGAAGGUACCUAAAGAAUCUGUACAGGAAUAUGCAAAUGUCCCCUCAUCUCAGAGUGGGAGAGGUGAACAUGUUGCCAACAAGGAGUACUUGAAAAAAGAGCAUCUAGGAGCUGCAAAGAGGAUGUUUGCUCAAGCACUCGGAAGAAGCUCAGUGACGGUGAGAGAUGGGUUACAUUCGAAAGGCACUGAAUCAAAUCAAUUCGGUAGUACACAGUAGUAACCAAGUACUUCAUUGCUGGAUCCAAUCACUUGUCCCUGCUUAUGCUGUAUCCUUCAGCUGCAUGGGAGCUCUCUGAAUUUCCGUUCGGCCUGAUAACUGGUUUAUGAGUAUACUCUGGUAAUAGCCGUUAAACCUACCUGUGGGGAAAGCGCCGGACAUGACAAAUCUCCGGAGAUUGCACAAAUGGACUUCUCACUAUUUGGGUGCACAAGAAUAAAGGUUAUGCUGCUCUCUGCCAAUGCUUGGCUGGUGAUGAAAGGUUAUAUCAUGAGGAGAGAUAUGCUAGCAUUGGAAUGGAUAAUGGGUUUGACUCGACGAAUGAGGCGAUGGUGCUGGAUGAAAUCUGAUGCUUCAACCUUUGCUAAUCUGGAAUCAGUUGGACUUUGGACCACUCCAAGUAUGGAUGAGUAGUCUAAUGUGAAGUCCAUAAGUCCAUAUAUUCAAUUGUCUACUGUUUAUCAUUGAUUUUAUGUACUAAAGCACGAUCUGGAUAGGGAUGAUUUAUGAAUUUUGGUUUUCUUUUGCAAAGUCCAUGAGUAACAUGAUUGAACAAUUUUGAGUUCUCGACGGAAGUGUAUUUCAACAUGCCGGUGUUGAGAGACAGUUAACUUUCACAUCCUUAGAGAUUGUUUCAAGACAUUAGAGUAGCCUAGGUCAAUGAGUCUUACAUCUCCUCUAGCGACCCAAUGGCAAGUACUCUAU
Messenger RNA from Rhodamnia argentea, 1907 nucleotides. RefSeq lists its product as uncharacterized. The transcript has 6 exons. Lineage: Eukaryota; Viridiplantae; Streptophyta; Magnoliopsida; Myrtales; Myrtaceae. Bases 297 to 1202 code for a protein of 301 amino acids. The record is from RefSeq and is a predicted model, not a curated record. Gene Ontology annotation, molecular function: nucleic acid binding.